CGCCGAGGACACUAUUAUCAGCCUCUCCGUCUCGUUCCUGAUCGCGCGCGCGGUCGUCAGCCCAGCCACGGCUGCGCCCAUCGGGCACGCUCUGAGCGUCGAUGCGUGGGGGCCGCCCACCAGCUCCGCCGGGCACGCGGCGGAGGUGCUGCGGCUGCUGGGCGCCGCGCUGCUGCUCGGCGUGGCGGCCGCGCUCCUCGGGGCGACCCGCCGCGGCGGCCGCGCGAGGGCGCUGUGCGAGGCUGUCGCGGCCUCCGCAUCUGCCUGGACCGCGCUCGCCGGCUUGCUUGCGGGGCUGCGCAGUGAGGCCUUCGGCGCGGCGCGCGGCCCCCUCGCGGCCGUGCACUUGGCCCUGGUCUGCACCACGGUGGCGUUCGCUGGCGCGGUGGCCGUUCGCCCUUCCGAGCAGUCCACGGAGGCGCUCGGUCUGCUGUCGGGGCUCGCCUGGGCCGGCGCGUGCGGGAAGGCGCUGGCAACCGCGGUUUUCAGGGCCCCGGGCGUGCCCGGCGUGCCGGCGGCUGCGCUGGAGCAGGCGCUGGGCGUGCUGGUCUGCGCCAUGGUGGUGCCGACCUGGCGGCUGGCCGCCCUGCCCAAGCAGCCAUCCGCGGACGUCCAGAGCGAGCAGAGCUGCGCGCGGGCGGCGCCGCCUGAGCUCGUCGGCGGAGGGUACGCCCCGCCUCUUCCCGGGGGCGGCCCCGAGCUGACGGAGCGGCGGGUUCCGGGCGGCCAAGGCAGCGGCCCAGGGGUCGCGGGCGAGGACGCGAUGUCCGUCCUGCACGGGCCCGGCGCGCGGGAGAAGGCCCUGGCGCACGUGGUGCGGCGGCCACCGACCGAGCAGGAGACGGAGCACGCGCGGCGGGGGGAGGCGACGCGCGGCGUGCACCAGCGCUCCCUGACCGAGCAGUUGCGGGAGGCCGACGCCGCCAUGUCCUGUCUGCGCGCCACGCUCAACGCGAGCGCGGACGAGGAGGACAGGGGCUCUGCCGCCGGCGUGGCGGCCGCGCGCCCGGCCAGUCCCGCCUGCAGCAUGCCGCGGUCGACCGACGGCAAGGCGAGUGACCCAGACCGGCCGCCCCUGUUGAGAACGAUGAAGAGGAUCUCCGUGGCGCAAAGCGCGAUCAAGAAGGACUUGCGGGAGGGCUGCGAGCAGAUGAGGAGACUCCAGGCCAGCCUCGAGGACGAGGAGGAACGCCUGGUGGCCAUCGAGGCCUCGCUCAGCGGAACGGCUGCCGAGGCGCUGGAGCGGCUCGGCCAGCUGCGGGGCCGGCUCGCGGCCCGGCCAGUCGCGGCGCCCCCGUCGGAGUCGGGCCUCUCGGCGGCCAGCCGCACGGAGUCUGUCAAGUCGCGCGGCGGGACCAAGGUGCGCACCUACCCCCUCCCGCAGGUACCGCACGCGGGGGUGGAGGUCCACACGUUCCCCUUCGAGCCGCAGAGACCCAGCUGAGCUCGUCGGGGCCACCGCCCCACCGGCGCUUCCCUGCCCCGCUGUGGCGAAUACGAGGUAAACGGCGGCAACUGUUUUUCCCAUACGGUAGAUUAGUGUUGUCUCGGCGCCGCCGCAGCGCGAGCGGGCGGUUGCGAUUGAAGACCUCCGGCAGCCUUCCAGGACUCCUGAGAGCGGAGAUCGUUCAAGACUGAACGGUGCACGCGGCGACAGAAGCCAACGCCCACGCCGUCGUGGAGGAUCGUGCCGUCCUCAGCCACUGCCACUGUGCCUCCCGCGCGUCCCCACCCCGCGGCUCUUGCCCCGACUCCAGCACCACCAGAGACAGGACAGAAUGCAACGUUGUGAGUGGUCCCGCGCCUGGGUGCCCCAGUGGGGCUGUUGGCCUCUCUAAGCGCAAUGAUUCCAGCCCUUCCGCCGGCAAGAUCCUUUGCAUGGUCUCCGAGCCUGCACUCCCCGCCUUCUCUCACCCACAUGCCGCCCG
Messenger RNA from Prorocentrum cordatum, 1928 nucleotides. Lineage: Eukaryota; Dinophyceae; Prorocentrales; Prorocentraceae. The record is from the annotation of a GenBank genome assembly.